CCAACACCUGUUUCAGCCUCACUGUCUGCAGCCCUCUCUACCAGCCGUCACCAUGGCAACGGAGAAUACAAACACAUCACUGAAAUAUGAGGACAUCAUUUCCAAAAGUGUUCUGAUCCAAUCAGGACCUCCUGCUGUCUACCAGCUGAGACCAAAGAUAGAGAACAUUGGAUCUCUAAGAAGAAUGACUCUUGGUGAAAGAAAUGUGAAAAGGAUGAACAAGACCAUUUUGCUUGUGGGUGAAACAGGAACAGGAAAAUCUACUCUGGUCAACGCUCUGGUCAACUACGCCAUGGGAGUGAAGUGGGAGGACGAUGUCUGGUUUCACAUCGUAGAGGAGGAGGAGAGAAUCCAAACACACAGUAAGACAUCAGAUGUGAUGGUGUACCAGAUCUUUGGUUUUGAAGGUGAAACUCUGCCCUACUCUCUGACCAUCAUAGAUACUCCUGGAUACGGAGACACCAGAGGAAUCAAACAAGAUGCCAUCGUCAGUUUUAAAUUAUUAGACUGGUUCCGCUCAGAGGACGGAGUUCAUGACAUUAAUGCAGUGGGUCUGGUGCUGAAAGCGAGUGUAAAUCAUCUGGAUGAGCGACAGAGGUACGUCUUUGAUUCAGUGGUGUCUCUGUUUGGAAAAGACAUGGAGAAGAACAUUGUUGCUCUCAUCACAUUCUCGGAUGGUCUGAUACCUGAAAAUGCUCUGAAAGCCCUGGAAGAGGCAAACAUGAAGUAUGCCAGAAAUGAAAAGAAUCAGCCUGUUUACUUCCUGUUUAAUAACUGCCAGAAUACAGAGAGAACACAGGAAAACAAGUCUGUUUUAGAGACUGCAUGGGAAACAUCAAUGGGAGGAAUGAACAAAUUUGCAGACUUUCUAGAAAAAUCUGAUGCUCAAAGUGUGAUAAAAACUAUUAAAGUGUUGAAGGCUCGAAUCAGACUGACAGCCUGCAUCCAAAACCUGAAAGAGAGAGUUGAGUCAACUGAACAAAAACAGAGAGAAAACCAACAGACUCAGGAAGCUCUGAAGAAACAUGAAGAAGAGAUGAAGAGAAAUGAAGAGUUCACUGUAGAAGUUGAUGAGAUCUACAAAGAAAAAGAAAAUAUCAAAGGUGGGGGGAUGCGGGGUUUUUUUUUUAAUGGAGCUGUCUGCUGUAAAGUCUGUGAGGAGACCUGUCACUAUCCAUGCACACUGACUUGGAGUCCAGGACGCUGUGAGGUCAUGAAAGAUGGCCGCUGCACUGUAUGUACCAGGAAGUGUCCUGUAUCAGAUCAUGUGAAAGAAAAGUGGAGGUUUGUGAACAAGACAAGGAAAGUUCAGAAGACCCUGAGAGAUGUGAAAGAGAAGUAUGAAAGAGGUAAAGCAGGCUGUGAGGAGACAACAAGCCUUUUGGAAAAUCUAGAAAAGCAAAUAGAAGAACUUCAGACAGAAAAAGAGCAGUGGCUUAAUCAGUCCUUUGAGUUUGUUGUCAAACUGGAUCAGAUCGCCCUGACAAAUGACUCACCAUCCAAUCAUGACCACUUGGACUUCCUGAUUGAGAAGAUGAAGGAGAAAGGAGACGCAGAGAAGGUCCAGAAACUGGAGGAGAUGAAACUUAAAGAUGAUAAAGGGCCCAGAGCAGCACCUCAAUACAAACUAACAGUAGCUGUUAAAGCAGCUACAGAAUCAAAGAAAUAGGGGACCGACAUCAUACUGAUCUGUCAAUUGUCUAAACUCUUUAAAGAUCAAAACAGUUUUUUCAUCAGGGGUUACUUCCUCUUUUUCUGCAGCUUUUGACUGUAUCACAUGGCAGCAGGGGGGCAGGUGAAAAAAAAGACACUUUCCGAUUAUUAUUUUAAAAAAAUAUAACAAUUUAACAAAAAAAUUUGUAUAUAUGUAGUAACUGAUGGUGACAAGGAUUUAGUUUCCCAUCUGUCUGCAUCAUGUAAAGAUCUGUCAGCAUAUAACAAACUAGUUGUAUGAAGUUGCUGUUUAAUGCAGGACACUUCAUGUAGUGGUUAAUUUUGAGACUUUGGUCUGUUUUGCUUCCAUGUCUUCUUUUACUCGAAUGGAAAGAAAACUUACAUAAUACACAUUUAGAUGGGGUUUGUUUUAAUCCUGCUACCCUCCGCCUGUCUUCAUCUUUAGAGUGCUUCUAAAUGAACCAAAACAAGCUAAUCUGCAUAUUUAAACAGAAUAUUUUAGGGGAAUGACUGUUGAUGUAAAUCAUUAACUGGGGAUGUUCUGCGGUGAUCUGCUUUAGUUAUUUUGUUUAUUCUUUUCACGUCGAAUACAGUGAUGGCAGAAGUACUCAAUUUUCACACCCUUAUGCCUGAACUAGGACAUUUUAGUUUUUUCUGUGUUGUUUUUUUGGAUCAUUUUGACUUUGUUAGUGCUGUAUUUGUAUUUGUUAUGGCUUGUAUUUGGGCAAAAAAUGAUUUUUAUUUUUUUUUGUUUUGACCCAUUGUUCCAUACUUAUGAUAUUAUGCAAUGCAGACUGCUAAUUCGUACCUCAAGUGAUGGGUUUGGAUGGAAACCAUCCCAUUUAAACCCAUAAAACAUAAUUCUUUGAGGGCAGGGCCAUUAAAACAUGAAAACUGACUUCUAUUUCAUCUACCCAUCAUCCUGACCGAAACCCCCCAAAAUUGUCGUUUUUAAUAUCAUCCACCAGAUAGCGCCACAUAUCCAUGGUUACCCUAUAGAGAAGCCCCUGACUGCAGUGUGUUGUCCAGGCAGUGCUCAACAUGGUCGGUGUCCUAUACAUGGUCCUAUAUAUGGUUCCCUAGUAAAUCACAUUAAGCCUGUGGCAAAGAACCUUGGUGUUUGGUUUGAUAGUAAUUUAAAUUUCGAGCAGCACACCACAAAGCUUGUUCAAUCAUGU
Molecule: messenger RNA, 2852 nt
Organism: Micropterus salmoides (largemouth bass)
Lineage: Eukaryota; Metazoa; Chordata; Actinopteri; Centrarchiformes; Centrarchidae
Exons: 2
Coding region: 53-1669 (538 amino acids)
Molecular function (GO): GTP binding
Source: RefSeq, a predicted model, not a curated record